AUGGCGACUUCUCACUCGGUCGCCGUCACUUUUGCGAUCCUGAUCCUCUCGCUCUGCACCUCGCGAGCUGCUUCCGCCGUCGGCUUCGACCAGUCGGCGAUCUCCCCGUCGGUUUCCGCUACCGCAGCAGCGGCCUCGUCUGCGAACACUCUGUUCCAGCCGUUUCCGCCGAUCCAGUCUCCGUUCCCGUCGGCCGCUCAGUCGACGCCGAUUCCACAGCCUCAGCAGCAGCAGUCGGCCGUCUCUGGUCGCGAUUCCGCAGCCGAUCACUCCUUCAUCCACACCGCUCUCCUGGCUCCGAUCCUCGCUCACCUCGGCUACAACGAGCUAGCCAUGGCGGUUCCGACUCUCUCCUCCGAGUCCACCGCCACCGCGUGGUCCGGGCCUUCGACUCUGUUCGCUCCUUCCGACGCCUCUCUCCACUCCUGCUACUCCUGCUCCGUUCCCAGCCUCCUCCGCGAGCACAUCGUCCCCGGCCUCUUCACCAUGGACUACCUCCGCAAGCUCGCCUUCGGCACUAAGGUCGAGACUCUCACACCCGGCAAAUGCAUCACCGUCACCUCGAGCUCCGCCAAGAAUUUCACCGCCGGCCCCCCCUCCGCCGCCAAGAUCUUCAUCGGCGGCGUCGAGAUCACUCGUCCCGAUCUGUUCAACAACGGAUUCCUCGUGAUUCACGGAAUCCAAGGCUACAUCGCGCCUCUCUCCCCGUUCUCCUGUGACGUCGAGCGUCUCAAUUCGCUCACGUUCCCGUUCCAGCAGCCAGAUCGCGUCCCCGUUCCCGGAGGACCGAACCAGAUCUCUCCGCCGCUCGUCCAGCCCGCGGUCAUGCGAUUGAUGAUGCGAGACGCGAUUCUCCGCCUCCGCAACAACGGAUUCAGCAUCCUUGCUCUGGCGAUGCGAGUGAAAUACCCCGAGCUGAUUGCGCUGAGCAACAUGACGAUCUUCGCGCUCGACGAUUUCUCCAUCUUCUCCGGAUCGUACUCCUACAUCAGCAGCGUGAGGUUUCACAUCGUUCCGAACCAGCUGUUGACCAUCGCUGACCUGGAGCGGCUCCCCGUCGGAUGCACUCUGCCGACUCUGGAGAGCGGCCAGUCUCUGGUGGUUACCACAGCGGGUGGUGUUACGACUCAGCAGGCAGCGCCGAUGAGGAUUAACUACGUCAGGAUCAAACUGCCGGACGUGAUGCGGAACUUGAAGAUUGCUGUGCACGGGAUCUACCUUCCGUUCCCGAGGAUCUACCAGUCUACUACUCCAGCUGCCGGCGCUACUCAGAGUUUCGACCAUGGAGUGUGGGGAUCAGGCACGGUGGAGAACACUCAGGCUGACUCUGCUUCUGCAUCCUCCGACUGUGCUGCUAAGUCAGAGAAGGACGGAAGCUGCGCUAUGGUGCCUGUCCCCCCGGUGAAGGCGACGCUCGAGGUGGAAGACAAUCACUAUGGCCUGUGA
Molecule: messenger RNA, 1446 nt
Organism: Linum tenue
Lineage: Eukaryota; Viridiplantae; Streptophyta; Magnoliopsida; Malpighiales; Linaceae
Source: the annotation of a GenBank genome assembly